Pistacia vera is the source of this 847-nucleotide messenger RNA. RefSeq names its product loganic acid O-methyltransferase-like. NCBI's taxonomy places the organism in Eukaryota, Viridiplantae, Streptophyta, Magnoliopsida, Sapindales, Anacardiaceae. Gene Ontology annotation, biological process: methylation. The transcript is spliced from 4 exons. The record is from RefSeq and is a predicted model, not a curated record. Bases 1 to 837 code for a protein of 278 amino acids. Gene Ontology annotation, molecular function: S-adenosylmethionine-dependent methyltransferase activity.
AUGGUUGGUGGAGAUGGAGCUCGUAGCUAUGCUAAAAAUUCUUGUCACCAGAGGGUAGUGGUGGAUGCUACAAAGGAAAUGGUAAAAGACGCCAUAGCUGAUAACCUUGAAUUAAAAACCAUGGAAAUUGAUGCUUCCAGAACAUUUAAAAUGGUGGAUUUGGGAUCCUCUACUGGCCCCAACACCUUCAUCGCCGUCCAAAACAUUAUAGAAGCUGUUGAGCAAAAAUACCUUGCUCAACACCAAAACCCUUCUGCCCUAGAAUUCCAAGUCUUCUUUAAUGAUCAUUACGACAAUGAUUUCAAUACUCUCUUUAAAUCUCUUCCUCCCUCACGAAAUUACUUUGCCACCGGUGUUCCAGGUUCAUUCCAUAGUCGCUUGUUUCCUAAUUCCACUCUUCAUUUUGUGUAUGGUGAUUGUAAUAUCUACUGUAAAAUUUAUGAUUUGCUAGGAUCUUGCCUUAUUGACUUGGUCAAGAUGGAAUUGAUUAGUGAAGAAAAAGUAGACUCCUUUAACUUCCCUCUAUACUAUCCAACCCCAAAGGAGUUUGAGACUAUUAUAGAGAUAAAUGGAUUAUUUACCAUUGAGAGAACAAACAUAUUGGCAUACGCUGCAAUGGAAAAGACAUUCUCUGCGGUAGAUUCAACCUCAAAAAUUAGGGCUGUGUUUGAGGGACUUAUCAAGGAGCAUUUCGGCAAUGAAGUUGUAAACCAGAUAUUCAACCAUUUCACAACAAAGCUCCUCACUGGAAAUAUCUUAACGAUUGAUGAUCUUGAAAACCAUAACAAGAUCGACCUAUUCAUCUCACUCAAGCGCAUCGAUCAUCAACUGAUUUGAUGUAUUAUGU